GCGUCAAGCCAGGCGAUGGCUUCCAGUAUGUCGUCCAUCUCUACUUCUACUUUGAUUUGGACAAAAACUAACCACCUGCUCCAUAGAUCGAGUAGAGCGCUUGCAAAUGCGGCAGCGCGGAGCAGGGACUCGGAAGAUCAAGGAAGUCGAUUUUGGCUUCUCCCUAGGGUUUGAGCCGGCUCCCCCCCAAGAACCCCCAGUGCCCGCGUUCCAGUCGGCCAAGCGCGAAGAAGCUACAGCGCCUCAGCCCCCUGCGGUCACUGCCCCUCCUCCUUCCGAGACUGCCACUGCGGCUCCCCCACAGACUCAACCGUCUCCAUUGCCUUUGGGGGGAAAUGUUUCGUCCCAGGGGUCCAUUGCUCGGACUCCGGGAAGUGCGCGCAAUAAGCUCCCCCCGCGGCCAUCCACCUUUGAUAUACCUGCAGACGAAGAGCUAGGGCUAGGGCGCAGUAGUAAGAGGAGAAAAAUCGAGCCUCCUACCGCGACCGCAAGACCAUCGACAAGUGCACGGCGUCAGAGCCAGAGCCCUAGGAAUGCCCCGACCGGUCCUACAAAUAGUGUUGCCUCUCCAACUGCCGAUGGUAUUGCGAUGCCCAUUAGAACUAGCACGAUAUCGAAACAGGAGCAAAUCCAGACCGAAGAGCCUCCCAGCGAACCCCCUCUGAUAUCUACGACCGCAUCGACAGAACAAGCAUCCGAGGCUGUAAACGAAGCGGACCAGCCGUUGGAAACCGAGAAUAGCCUCCCACCUACAGAAGUAAACGUUCCACAGGCGAAUGGUAUAUCCUCGCCGCCUUCAGAUGUUCCGAAGGGGAAGCGCAGACGACGAGGACCAAAGGGAGAUAAGUCGCCUCCUUCACAGAGCGGCAUAACCGAGGACGAGCCUGCUGGACAGGAUGUACCUCCAUUUACAGAGCCAUCGGAAGUGGCAGACGCUCCUCCCGACACUGAGCGCCCCCAACCUCGACGCGAAAAACGAUUACGAAGCCGAACCCCAGCGUCCGGAAUGCCUUCGGCGCCGUCAUCGCAGCCACAUAACUCAUUAAUGGGGGGAGCAAUUCCGGAACAUUCGCCUACGCAAAGUAACAUGAACCGAGGCCGUCCUACACGAAAAGGCAAAAAGCCCGUCCGGACAUCGGGAAGCACUGUCCAAGGUGAAGAGCCCGCGGAACCGGCGCCAACACCGGAGGCAGAGAUCAUACCUUCAAUUCCUUCAAAUAACGCCAGCGCUGGUGAACCGACCACUUUGUCUGAACCAGACCAGCUGAAUGUGGUGGAAACCGGUAAGAAACGAGCUGGACGUCCCAAGAAGGCAUCUUCAAAGCCUCCUCCAACAACAGUACAAGAGGCACCGCGCCCAGGGAAACGGAAGCGGCGGCAUGAAAAUCAGGGAGCGACACAGGAAAUGGAACCGCCGCAGAAGUCAGAGAUAGAGCCGGAGCCAGAAGAAGCAGAACCGGAAGAGGAGCCUAGUGAGGGUGAACGAGCCAAAAGUGCCAAGCGUCGCCGUGGCAAACGGCCAGCAACACAGCCUGAUGACCAACCCUCUCCGCAAGAAGCCACCACAGAAGAAGCUGCUCAAACAAAGAGGAAACCCAGACAGCCUCGCGGGGAAACCGUCCCGGUGACGGUUCAUCGGCUUGCAAAUGUCACCAGACUAGGGGAGCCCCCAGAGGAUGAACGAUCGGCAGAAGAGUCCCCAGAUGAACUCUCUAGUGGACAAAAGUCCAGACUUCCCAACCGAGGAGGGGUGAAUGCUGCCGAUGUGCUUGGCCAGAUUUGCCGCGAGACGCUGGAGAAGACAUUAAACACGCUCAAAAACGGUAUAUCGAACGAAGCAAACACAGCGAAACGCGCAGAAUGGACUCUGCGUAAGAAAGCGGUGGAGGCAUUUGGGGCGGAACUCGAGGGACGAUUGUUUGAGCUGAGCGAAAUGCUCGACAGCAACUUUGUGCUGAGCGUGCAGCUCAAGAAAGCCAAACGGGGUAUGAUGGAUCUCCGGAGCCGACUGGAUCAGAUCCGGAGGGAACGAGAGGCUGUGGCAUUGAAAAUGGACGCGGUGCGCAUGGAGCAUACGCACGAGGAACAUUCCCGAAUGACUAAAUUUUGUGCCUCAGGUUCGUUCUACGAUCAAUCACUCGUUACAUACCCUGGAUUUAGCCCUGGAGCGUGGCCACACCCGACCGGAGGCUUCGCACGACCCGACAUUGACGGCUGGACUAGAGUUUCGACUUCGCGACGCGGCACAGAAUGUGAGCUCGGCAGCAUCUGGAGCUCAGGGAGGGCUGUUGAAUCAGAUAAAGCUGUUCAAUGCACAGCUAGAAGCUGCUGCUCGGAGGCUGGAGAAUUAAUCUGGUUCGGAGGUCGGGCUUCACCUUGUCAUUUUUACCAAGAUCUUUAAAAUCCACGGUUGCGUGAUGAAAUCCCAACUUUCCUAUUUUCAGCGGCAACCUGGUCUAGGAUAGGAUCCGAGUCAUCUAUCGGAUGUAGUAAUGCAAUGCAAUCAAAUUCAAUCUAUCUAGUAACAGAGUAUUCGAUAUCUAACCCCUGGAUAU
Aspergillus ochraceoroseus IBT 24754 is the source of this 2555-nucleotide messenger RNA. RefSeq lists its product as uncharacterized. Bases 107 to 2401 code for a protein of 764 amino acids. Lineage: Eukaryota; Fungi; Ascomycota; Eurotiomycetes; Eurotiales; Aspergillaceae. The transcript has 4 exons. The record is from RefSeq and is a predicted model, not a curated record.